GCCCGCCAGCCCAGGAAGCACAAAGACGGAGGCGUCAUCCUGUCGUCGUGGCCCGAGACCUGGCUCCCGGCGUCCCUGGCUCGCUCCACAGCACGGUCGGGAAACAAUGCACGGCGUGCCGCCUCUGCGGGGCCGGCCUCUAGGCCGCUCGCCUCCGCGGCGGCGCCCGGCGUGGGCACCACGACCCAGAGAAACAAAGAGGCCGAGGCGGCGGCCGCGCCCCCUGCCCGUUGCAGCCCCCCCUAGCUCUCCCCUAAGAGGAGCCGUUCGGGGUCGGGGGUCGGGGGUCGGGGAUCCGCGUGGGGCCUGCAGGCGAAGGGCUGGCCGGGCCUGCUGAGCUGCUGUUCUGCAUGACUCAGUGGUUUUCGGAGAGGGCCCUGUUGGGCUUUAUUGAGUGAGGCCUUUGCUUAGAGGGGGAUGGGGUAUCAGUGGGACCCGAACUUGUUCCAAAAUCCAUUGGAACAUGGGGCCGGGGGUUCUCGGCGUCGUCUUUUGGGCUUCUCGACGUCGCUGCGUUUUUAUCCUGAGAUCCGUUUUCAUGGAGGAAAUGGAACACCUCCUUUGUUUGGUGCAUUUAGGCUGAUGAAUGUGAAAUUUUUUGCUCGCUUUCCACGCACUCCGUGGAGGUGUGUUUUCGGGGAAGGGUCGGAUUAUCUUUAUUGAUUGAGUGUCUCCUAAGGGAUAGCAUCUAAGGAGAUACCAAGAUAAAGGAACAUAUAGGUCACACAUCCCCGUUCUUAAACCUGGGAUUUAGAUACAGACUUCUAAAAACAUAAACGAAUGUAUUUUAUUCCUUAUUUUUAGGAUUUUUUUUAAAGAGUAGGCUUUCAGAACUCAGUUGGUGAAAAUACUGCAAUUUUAUCUUUGAAGUUUUUUGUUAAAAUGUUUCCCCACACCCCCCUAAAAAAUUAAGGAUUCUUUGUAGUUGUCUCCUGUUUUCUAUCUCCCAGGCCCUGAAAAGGAGCCUUUAAAAGUCAAUUCUACUCCAUUUGGCAAAGAGGGAACUGAAAUCUGGAAAGUAAGGACUUGCCCAAGGUCACUGACUUAGUGGCAGACUAGAGACUUGAACUCAGGUCUCCAUUCCCAGCAGAAAAAUAUGGCUCAGGAGACUAACCAGACCCCGGGGCCCAUGCUGUGUAGCACAGGAUGUGGCUUUUAUGGAAAUCCUAGGACAAAUGGAAUGUGUUCAGUUUGCUACAAAGAACAUCUUCAGAGGCAGCAAAAUAGUGGCAGAAUGAGCCCAAUGGGAACAGCUAGUGGUUCCAACAGUCCUACCUCAGAUUCUGCAUCUGUACAGAGAGCAGACACUAGCUUAAACAACUGUGAAGGUGCUGCUGGCAGCACAUCUGAAAAAUCAAGAAAUGUGCCUGUGGCUGCCUUGCCUGUAACUCAGCAAAUGACAGAAAUGAGCAUUUCAAGAGAGGACAAAAUAACUACCCCGAAAACAGAGGUGUCAGAGCCAGUUGUCACUCAGCCCAGUCCAUCAGUUUCUCAGCCCAGUACUUCUCAGAGUGAAGAAAAAGCUCCUGAAUUGCCCAAACCAAAGAAAAACAGAUGUUUCAUGUGCAGAAAGAAAGUUGGUCUUACAGGGUUUGACUGCCGAUGUGGAAAUUUGUUUUGUGGACUUCACCGUUACUCUGACAAGCACAACUGUCCGUAUGAUUACAAAGCAGAAGCUGCAGCAAAAAUCAGAAAAGAGAAUCCAGUUGUUGUGGCUGAAAAAAUUCAGAGAAUAUAAAUUACUUCUUGUGAAGAGACUGAAACUUUGUUUUUAUUUUAAUAUAUCGUAGGAAAACAUUAAAGAGCAGAUGCAUGGCCAUUUUUCUUUGAUGUUCUCCAGAGUUUUACAUUACACUUGUCUGUCUUAUAAUUGAUAUUUUAGGAUGUUUGGGUGUUUGUUACAGGCAGAAUUGGAUAGAUACAGCCCUACAAAUGUAUAUGCCCUCCCCUGAAAAAAAUUGGAUGAAAAUCUGCACAGCAAAGUGAAACACACAGAUAAUAGGAACAAAAUGUAGUUCCCAUGUGCCAAACAAAAUAAAUGAAAUCUCUGCAUGUUUGCAGCAUAUCUGCCUUUUGGGAAUGUAAUCAAGGUAUAAUCUUUGGCUAGUGUUAUGUGCCUGUAUUUUUUUAAAAUGGUACACCAGAAAAGGACUGGCAGUCUACUUCUACCAUAGUUAAACUUCACCCUCUUUAAUUUCACAACAUAUUCUUUGGAAGCAGGAAGAAAUGCUCAUAAAGAGGAUCAGACCUUCUUUCCCGUGAAACCAGUAUUUGGCGCCAUAUAUAAGCCUGGUUAAAUUGGUCAUCUAAAGCUGUCAAAUAAGACAUUCUGUGAAAGGUAAACAUCGAAACUGGUUAUAAGUAAAACCAUCAAGCCAACAACAGGGUCUUGAGAUAACCUUUGAAGCUUAUUGUACUGGCCUGCACCAGAAGAUGUCUGCAUUACUCAUUGCUAAAAAUGUGUAGCACAGAACUGCACUAGGAUUAAUUUGUUUACAAGAAGAAAUUUAAACUCUACGUUUGGUUUUCACAUACAGCAGCUCUAUUGAAUAACAUGCAUCUGAAUUUUAAGUUGCAAAGGUAUCUGAAUAAUUUUUCAUGUGCAUCUUUUGUCGAAUGUUUUGGUUCAAGAAAGAAUGUUUAAAGCUUUUUAAAAGACUUCAGUUCUUAAUGUAACUGUACCCUUCUGCAUGGAAAAUCAUAACCAACAUGGCUGCAGUAGACUUCUUAGUGGUAUCCAGCACCACUUGCAGAGGGCUGCUUUAUCAUAUUGUACUUGGGUGUAGGACUCUAGUGUUCUUGGGUGUAUUGCAUGGGCUGCAUUAUCUACAGCAUUGUACAAUAACAACUAGAAAAGGCAGUAUACUUCACUGAUGCUUGUCUGGUAAUAAUCACUUCUGUGUUAUAAUGGAAGGUUUUUUGUGAUGUAUGAAACUUGUGUUUUUUAUAUAUAAAUGAGUAUAGUUAGUGUUGUGGUAAUGCCUGUUUUCAUCUGUAAAUAGUUAAGUAUGUACACGAGGCACUACUUCUGAUUUAUUGCAAUGUUCAGUCCUAGUUUUUACUUUUAUUCUUAAAGCAUUCAGUUUUGCUUUCAAUUUUAUGUACCUUAGUUCUGAGUUAGACCUGCAGAUGUGUACAGAUAGUUCAUAUUUAUGUAUUGCACAUAAUCAUGCUAUUCAGCAUUGAUGCUAUAUUGUAUUAUGUAAAUAAUAAAAGCCAUGUACAGAGGGAAACUUCACUUGUUCAUUGGGUUUUUAAGCCAUAGUUGGAGUCCUAAAGGGGGAAAAUUAGAAAAUGUUACUUUACAUGGCUAUAUAAUUUUUUUUCCUUUGCCAUCGCUGAACUUGUUCAAGUGAUAAUCAAGAGAUAUUAGAAGCAUUUGCAGGUAUGAUACCUGAUAGGCAGUUUAUUUUUGAAGAAUUCAAUAGGCACCUUUGGGAUUAAAACAAUUUUAAAAUUUGAGAAAGAUGAAAUUUGAACAAUUAUGGCCUACCUCGCUUCUCCAUGUUGUAAAAGAUGAUGUUUUAUGACAAUUCUGAAGAAGAAAGUAGGUAUGACUUAGUUUACAAAAAGAGUUCUGUUUUAUUUCUGUUUUGGGUUUGGCUCUAAUACAGAGAUUCACCCAUGGACUUGGUCUCUGUAGCGUUUAUGCCAGAUCAUAAAGAACAAGGGGUGACAGGUACAUGUUGACUUUACCUGGGGUAAAUGAUUACCAGAGUGCAACUGUUGCUUCUCUGUGAUGGAGUUUGGGGUGGAAAUACCCUAGUUUUAUCUGUCAGUUCUUUGCAUGCUGCUACUUUUGCUUCAAGUUAGGGAGGUACAUAUGUAUGUCAAAGUUCCUAUACUGACAUAGGGUAGUAUUUCUCUGAAUAUGAAAAGUCACAAUUGAGUUGAAAAUUUAGAAGUUGAAGAUUUAGAAGGGCAACUUAAUUUUUCAAGUUAAAAAUGGAAGUAAGAGUGGUAUAGAGAAGGUAAGAUGAGCCCUCGGACUCCAUCACUCUGAAGGUCUGAGUAGUAGCAAGAGAUAGAUUUUUGUUUGGCCAGGCUGCAGUGCAAUGGCGUAAUCUUGGCUCACUGCAACCUCUGCCUCCUGGGUUCAAGUGAUUCUCCUGCCUCUGCCUCCUAAGUAGCUGGGAUCACAGGCACCAGCCACCACGCCCAGCUAAUUUUUGUAUUUUUAAUAGAGACAGUUUCUCCAUGUUGGUCAGGCUGGUCUUGAACUCCUGACCUCAGGUGAGCUGCCCGCCUCGGCCUCCCAAAGUGCUGGGAUUACAGGCGUGAGGCACCGCACCCGGCCAAUCAGUUUUUUUUGUUUUUUUUUUGUUUGUUUGUUUUACAAGAAACAUUAAACCAGAUCAGAACAAAGAUUUGUCAGGGUUGUCCAUUGACUGGGGAGAAAGGGAAUCAGUGUGUAAGGCACCUGAGAGGACUCAGUUCUACCCAAAUUCUUGCAUUCAAACCUGAAUGCAAGGCCAUGAAGUCCUUUGAAAUGUACAGAUAUUAAGCAAUUUAAUAAUAUACCAUGUUUCCCUUACAUAAGCAGACAAAUAUUUACACCCCCAUGACCUGAAGUUUUGUUAGGCUGUGACCACAUGAAUUCGCAGUAUAAAUGGGUGAGUCCUUUUUGAAAACCUCAUCUUCAGUGUGCCUGAUCUGUAAAACUAGAGCCUCAGGUUUGAUCCUAGGUAGGCUUCCCACAACGUGGGGAAAAUUAGUUUGUGAGGGAAAGCUGUUUCUGAGCAUUAUGGCAUAGUGAUUAAGAUGAGGGACCCUGGAACCAGCCCGUGAUUUUGGGCAAGUUAUUUUAGGUCCACUUUGGACUGCUUCAUCUCUUAAAUGAAGACAGCAACCACCUUCAGGAGUGUGAAGGUGACAACACUUAAAACUGUGCCUGGCACAUUGUAUUUGCUAUUGUCUUAAUGUUCUGGAAUAAUGGUUUCCAUAACUUGGGAAGAAAACUUUGAGAACAGGAUUGGUUACAUCAAGUUGUAUAGUGAAAAGAUAAAGAUUUGUUAUUUAAACUUGCAGUUUAAAGUCAUUAGAAUCAUUCUUUUCCGUAAGGCUUUCUUUGCAAGAGAUCUGCAUUAAAUAAAGUUGCUAGGAAAUAACUAAAAUUGGGGAAAUAAUCUAAUAAUAGCAAGAUGUUAAGCAUACUAUUAUUGUAUUUUGGGGGUUGGUAAUAACAUUCACAUGGAUUUAUCAAUACACACUGAGAAGCAAAGCCUCUCAAGCUGUCCCAUAUCCUCCAUUUCAAAGGCACACAUACAUUUUAGGUAACUCAUAAUUUAGAAAGGUUAUUUAAUCUUUUCCACAUGUAAAUAUUUGAAUAUGUACAAAGACUUGAUUUGACUCUUGUCUGUUUUUGUUUUGUUUUGUUUGUUUGAGACAGAGGCUCCGUCGCCCAGGCUGGAGUAAAAUGGCAUGGUCUCAGCUCACUGCAAGUUCCGCCUCCCGGGUUCACGCCAUUCUCCUGGCUCAGCCUCCGGAGUAGUUGGGACUACAGGCACCCGUCACCACACCUGGCUAAUGUUUUUUGUUUUUUGGGUUUUUUUGUAUUUUUAGUAGAGAGAGGGUUUCACCGUGUUAGCCAGGGUGGUCUCGAUCUCCUGACCUCAUGAUCCGCCCACCCCGGCCUCCCAAAAUGCUGGGAUUACAGGUGUGAGCCACUGCGCCUGGCCGACUCUUGUCUGUUUGAAUGCAAAGUUCUCAAUAGUGGUUUUUGUCCAUAAGUAUUAACUUAUAAUUUUGGAGAGUGAUAGGUAUGGUUGCUGGUUGAUUAGCAAUAAGAUUAUGUAGCCUUAAACUAGCUAGAAGAGUUUGCAUGGGUGAGGCAACAGGCUGUUAACAAAAAGAAACUGGAAAUACAGUUUCCCCUGUUUGUUUCUCCUGUUUGUACAAUCUGCUUUAAAAACAAGUGAACAUGCACCAUGUCAGUCAUGGUGAAUCGGCCAACAGCCAGCCCUUGCCAGUUGACAUCACAGUCUAAGAUGGGAAACUGGUACAGAUAGACAUGAAGAGAGCUUAGCAGUGGUUGAGGUGGUGACUAAAUAUACAGUCAUUGAAUAAAUACCGUGUAGCAAAUGUAAAAAAAAAAAAAAAAGUACAACAGAAUACAAAAGUGCCAUUUAAUAUUUUAUAGCUAUUUCUAUGCACAAGUGCUGGUUUUAAAUUUAUAUAAAAGCAAAGACUGUUUCUGUGUUUUCUUCCAGAGUAUUUCUGUUACAGCCAUAGAAGUAAAGUUAAUAAAUGUAAGACUUUUUUUGUUUUGUUUUGUGCCA
Molecule: messenger RNA, 6278 nt
Organism: Homo sapiens (human)
Lineage: Eukaryota; Metazoa; Chordata; Mammalia; Primates; Hominidae
Gene: ZFAND5
Product: zinc finger AN1-type containing 5
Exons: 6
Coding region: 1097-1738 (213 amino acids)
Cellular component (GO): cytoplasm
Molecular function (GO): DNA binding; zinc ion binding
Source: RefSeq, a predicted model, not a curated record